AUGAGUACCGGUCGUCCGAACCCUUGGUGGUGCCGUGGGCUGCUCUUCCCCUACAUCAUCUGCAGCCUGAUCGUCCCCGUUGGAGCCAACGUAUCCGCCAAUAGCCCAAACGCAGCGUUUGAAUCGUUGAAGGUCGAAGAGGCGCAGGAGCCGCAGUUGCCACCGUGCCCAGAUAUUCGGAUGUUCGUCUGUUACUCAGCCGAUGCCCUGAAGCAGCCGUACCCCAGUUUCCCCCCGGAUCCGGAUCCCGUGCUGACGCAAAAGUGCGAGAAGUGCGAGCUGCCGGAGGAGGUCUGCGAAGACCAAUUAUGGAUUAGCCGAAAAGGCUUUCGCCCAGCCUCCAUCAGUCCAAUCCCAUGCACGCCCAACUUUUGCCAAGACGGGAAGACCGACAACUGCAUCAGGCCGGUGGACAUCAAUGGAGACAAGGUUUUGUUUCCGAUGAACGUGUGCACUCGUGAGAUGGUGGCGAGGGGAGAGUGCCCGCUGGAUAAACUGAGCACUUCACCAUUUAACCCUGAUAGCAUGAAGUCGUCGAACGAAUAUUUUCUGCAAUGCGACGCUGGCUUCACGGUCCCGAGCGUCGUAAUUGCGGCCAAAGAACUUGACAAGCGCCUUGAGUUAACCUGCGUGCCGAGCCUUCAACUUGCGGCUGGCUAUUUGGCAAUUGAUGGAUCGCCGCUCAACAACUACAAAUACGAUGUCACGGGCCCAGACGUCAAUUAUUGCGCGCAUGGUGGGCGCAAAAAGGGUGACGGCUGUCAGCCACUGCCUUUGUGCGGAGCUGAUGGGAAAACCCCCGGCGCCUUUCAAACCGCCUGGUCGGCGCCAGAUUGCGACAAGGCAUGUGAUUACCCAAGCGUCGAUGGGAAAUACGACGAUUGUGUCCUCCUGGACAUCCGCCUCGAUGAGAAGACCGUCAUCUCGUAUCGUCGUUUGCUGUCUGGCCCGUACGCCGAGUUGCUGUCCGAUGAGGAUAACCUGCGCUUCUCACCGCCGAUUCCAAAAACGUCGCCUGAGAACCAGCCGAAGCGCGCGGGCGCCGACAAGAUCAUCCGUUACCCCCGAUGCAUCGAAAUUGAAGGGCUCUCGGCAUCCCACAAGGAGUACGUGCUCAACGACGCGCUGCUGAACUGCGCCACAAAUCCUAUCUAUUUGGAGCUGAAGGAUGCCCGGCUGCGCUUGAAGCCGCAGAAUUGUGCGACGAUCGGCGAUGCUGAUGGUACUGGCAAUAAAAUCUGCCUCCGCACCGCGAACUCCUCCCAGACGGCCGGCAUCGCAGGAGGCUUCGGCUGGAUCUACAUCACCGGGGCAAUCAUCGCCAUCCUCCUCGAAACUCGC
Messenger RNA from Mesorhabditis spiculigera, 1341 nucleotides. NCBI's taxonomy places the organism in Eukaryota, Metazoa, Nematoda, Chromadorea, Rhabditida, Rhabditidae. The record is from the annotation of a GenBank genome assembly.